GCAUAUAUGCAUAGACAAGCAUAUAGAUUUUUCUUUUAGCUUUCCAAUAAAUUUAUUUUUAAGAAUUUAACAGUGUUAACCGCAUACACUUAUGUAUGUAUUAUAAAUCAAAUAUACGAUUCGAAAGAUUCCGCGAGAACAUCGUAAAUUGCAAUAUUGAAAUUUUAUGGAAACAAAAUAUCGCCGCUGUGAGACGAUGCUUUUGUGAAUGAAGCGCUUUCUCUCUUUCUCUUUCUCUUUCUCUCUCUCUCUCUCUCGCUCUCUCUCUCUCUCUCUCUCUCUCUCUCUCUCUCUCUCUCUUUCUCUCUAUCUAUCUAUCUAUCUUUUCAUUUAUUUUUUCUUAGGACGUCACACAUGAUAUGGCCAAAAAUUUGAUGUCACUCUAAAAACAUUUCGUUCGAAGCGCGUCGCAUAAUGCCAACUAAUGUUCCACAUACGUAAUAUCGAUCGAUCGUAUCUGACCGUCUAGCUCUGACCUCGAUGCUUAACUUUAUUCAGCAUUGAUUAUUUUUGUCUCUUCGGAAGAAUAGUAAAACCGCAUAAUUAUGCGUAGUGCAACCAUAAGUACUGGUUAACGACCGUAAAAUCAUAUAACGUCUAGGCAUAAUGCUAAAACGUAAUGUUUAUUUGUAACUCGACACGUGAAAGGAUGUCAAAAAAAUUAUUUAUGAUCGGCGAUUGAUUUAUGAUUAUCGAACUUUGAGACAAAUAAUGCUCCUUCGACAGGACUCCUCCGUUUUUCUCAUUAUCUCUAAGCCAAUUGAAAUAUAAUUAUUGCUGGAAAAAAUAUUUUUGUUUCUAUAUCUCAUCUUUAACGCAGUCAUGUUUUGAGAAUGAUUUCAACUAUCGAAGAAAUAAGGAACACGUGACUUUUGAUAAUUCGAAGUUAGCAAGUGAUCGAUGGAAGAAUGUUUAAAUCGUAUCCUUUUCUUUCUCGAAAAGUUUCAACGUAGUAGAAAGUUCGUAAUUCUUAAGGAAAUUAGUAAGAUGACGCAGUACAGUAGCAGUGGAAGUAGCAGUAGCACAAGUAGCAAUGGCCAUCGUGAUUUUAAAGAUCGAUCAUCGAAAGCGAUCGAAGAAAAAUUAAGGGUCGCUGUACGUAUAAGGCCCCUCACACCAGGCGAAACCUGUGGUAGAACUCUUCAUGCUAUUAACGAUAAGAUGGUUAUGCUAGAAGAAGUGAUCGGUGAGAAGUCAAAACGUUCUUUUCCACGACAAUAUCUUUAUGACAUUGUUUUUGGCGAAGAUGCAACACAGGAAAUCGUAUACGAAGGUACAACGAAAAAUUUAGUCCAAGAUGUUCUCAAUGGUUACAAUGCUACGGUCUUUGCGUAUGGAGCUACGGGAGCUGGAAAAACGCACACCAUGGUUGGGACCUCGUCCGAUCCAGGGAUCAUGGUUCGAGCUUUGAACGACAUUUUUCUAACGACCCAGAAACUAAUGAACAACGUAGAAUUUACUGUUACUAUGUCAUACGUAGAGAUAUACAAUGAGAACAUCCGCGAUCUGUUGAACCCUACCACAGGAUAUUUGGAGUUGCGUGAGGAUUCUCGAGGUCGCAACGUUCAAGUUUCGGGUCUUACGGAAGUGUCUACUAAUUCGACCGAGGAAGUCAUGCAACUCCUUCACAAAGGCAAUAAAGCAAGAAUGGUAGAGCCGACGGCUGCAAACGAAACCUCUUCGAGGAGUCACGCUCUCCUUAGUGUCACAGUCAGACAAUCCUCUUCUCCUGUUAAAGAGUCCGGGCAACGUCUUCGCACGAAAUUGAAGCAGGGUAGACUCUUCAUGAUAGAUCUCGCUGGUUCGGAGAGAGCCAAACAAACUCAGAACAAAGGUAAACGUCUUCAAGAGGGUGCGCAUAUUAACAGAUCAUUAUUGGCACUGAGCAACUGCAUCAAGGCAUUAUCCGGUGGAGCGAGAUUCGUGAAUUAUCGUGACUCCAAAUUGACCAGAUUGCUUAAAGAAGCUCUCGGUGGUAACUGUCGUACCGUUAUGAUAGCUCAUGUUUCACCAGCGAACGUGCACCGCGAUGAGAGUAAAAACACUUUGAAUUAUGCGGAUCGAGCGAACAAGAUUUCGAACAAGGUAGAAAGAAAUGUUCUUGACGUUAGUUAUCUUCACGUUGCCCAAUAUCAGGACAUAAUCAGUGAUCUGAAGAGCGAGAUAUCGCGUCUGCGUAAUAAAAUGAAGGAAGAUAGGCCUUCGGAUAAAUAUGAGGAGAAGGAGCAAGACGGUCAUGGUUCAGAUUUCAGAUCUUUGAGAGAGAAAAUUGUAUCCGCUUUUAAAGAACAAAUGCGCUUGAGGAAGAAACUUAUGGAACUGGAUAGUCAUCUCCUGGGAUUAAAUAUCGCUGCGGAGCAACAGCAUUCGAUAAUCUCUCAGUGGGAAUCGAGGAACAAUAGAGUAUAUGGGUCGAAUAGAGAUUCGGUAAAUCGUCGUCCUGGAACGGAUUAUCAAGUGGAAGAAGUCGAUGACAUAGAUCUUCUAGAGGAUAUUGAUUUCGAAGAUGAUUCAUUGGUACAGCAGGCUUGGGCGGAAUUGGCAGAGAUUUCGAAGGAACAGGAAAGGUACGUUGAAAUGCGCGCCGCUACGGAAAAGGAGCUAGAGGCUUGUAGGAAACGAAGUGCCGCGCUAGAAGACGAACUUCCAUCCCGUAUAAAUUCGGACGAAGAACGUGAGCUUUUAGCAUUGAUGUUAAGAGUCCACGAACUGGAAGCAGACAAAAUGAUGCUUCAGAGCGAGAGACUCGUGAAGCAACACGAACUUCGAAGACGAGAGCUUCUUCUUCUUCGUUAUGAUCGGCAAAGGCAAAUCUCUGAUGAGAUAAUCACAAGACAGAGACGAAUAAUGGAGGAUGGACGUCUGACUCUGCCACCGGAUUUACAAAAUCUUUAUGCGCUCUAUCAACAAGAGAUACAAGCUGCUACGUAUGUAGACAGUAAUCUGGCAGAUCUGACAUUCUCAUCCCUGGCAUUUGGAGCUAAACUUCCACCUAUAUCUAGUAGAUUGAGUUAUGACACUUUUAACAACGACAGCAGAAUACCAAGCAGUUCUACAGAUUCUGAUUGGGAUCAAUCGCCCUUACCACCGAUUCAAGAACCACCCGAUGUGGAAAGAGUAAUGGGUCCCGUAGUACAGCCUUUAAUCUCUCCAGCAGUUCUCUUCCCACCGAUUCCAUCCUCAAACUCGAGAAAUCAGAUUAGAAAACUCCGGCGCAUAGCCAGCGACGAUAGCAUGGAUUCUGUAAGAUUUUCACAAGGAAACAAUAUGCGAUAUAAUGCAUUAAGAAGAACGGACGAACGAGAAACGCCGAGCUGAGAUCGAACCUGGAUUUUUGAGACUUUCGACGUCUUUCACGCGCCGUAUUUUCAAAUUUACGGUGUUCCACGUGCUCAACAAUCGCCUCUUUGUCGUUUUGAUUGAUGAUUUGAUUAUUGGAUCUGAUACGACUGCUUUUCAAUCUUCUACGAAGUUUUCUAGGAUCGUUUUGAGGAUCGAUGAUCUCACGGAAGAUACUAAAAGCACGAAAUCUUUCCCGAGGAUUCAUGUUCGGCGAAUACGCUUGUUCCCAUAUUGACAAUGUCCAAUCAUUAAAUAUCUCCGAUGAUUUUCUACGAUACUUGCUCUCCGUGGAACGCUUAUGAUUUCUUGAUAAUUUGUUCUUGAACUCGUCUUUUUUAUCAUCGUUCGUUGUCUAAGAAAUGAUUGUUGAUCGACCGUUUAACUUAACAAUUAUAAAAGAUGAUAUUUUUCAUGAAUAGUAAUCUAGAAACGAGUUGGACAAUUCUAAUAUAUAAAGCGACUAUUAAAAGGAGAUACUCUCACUUUUUCAACGGAGGAAGAUGUAACUAAUUUAAUAGAAUCUUUCUCGUGUUUGUCAUCACGUACUACUUUCAAUUGAGGUAAUUCGAUCGUCUUGUCUUUGGUCAUCGAUGUGUAUGCCGUCGCGUUGUCCCUGUUAUUCGAUGAAAUCAACCAUUGUUCUAAGGUCGAAUUUUCAAUAUUCCACAUAUUCAAUAACAUAUUCCAAUCUUUUUUUCUGUCUUUCCAAUAUGUUAUGGUUUGACCGAAUAUCAAAUUGCCGACACAUAACGUACAACGACCGAAGAACUACACUAUCGAAGUAAAUCGAUUGCCAAUUAAAUUGAGCGAUAAUAUAGAAAUAAAAUGAUAGGUGGUUAUAUAAUUUGCAUAUAGAGACGUUAAGCCAAAAGC
Messenger RNA from Vespa crabro (European hornet), 4215 nucleotides. It is a transcript of the gene Kif19A, whose product is annotated as kinesin-like protein KIF19. Gene Ontology annotation, biological process: microtubule-based movement. The record is from RefSeq and is a predicted model, not a curated record. Gene Ontology annotation, molecular function: microtubule binding; ATP binding; microtubule motor activity. NCBI's taxonomy places the organism in Eukaryota, Metazoa, Arthropoda, Insecta, Hymenoptera, Vespidae. The transcript has 15 exons. Bases 901 to 3318 code for a protein of 805 amino acids.